AUGAAUAUCUCAUAUCAAUAAAAAUUAUUGUGGCUUACCACAUAAGAUAUAAAUAACAAUAAGUAAGUAUUACAUGUCCAUAAUCUUAGUACAAUUAUAAUAGAAUUUCUAUAAAAUCAUUUGAAUAAAUUAAUUUAAGCUAUUCUGACAAAAAUAUUAAAUUCUACUUUCUAAUUUGAUCCAGUUGUCAUAGAACUUAAUCAAAUGAUUGUAAAGUCUCUCUUAUAAAGUAAAUUGUUAUUGAUAAAUUCUGGAUAGAUUAAAUGUUUGCUAUAAAUUAUGUCUCAUAUAUCAAUAAAAUCAAUUAAUUCAUUUAAUCUACUGAAAUGA
This is a messenger RNA of Paramecium pentaurelia, 330 nucleotides long. The record is from the annotation of a GenBank genome assembly. NCBI's taxonomy places the organism in Eukaryota, Ciliophora, Oligohymenophorea, Peniculida, Parameciidae.